This is a messenger RNA of Chironomus riparius, 1328 nucleotides long. NCBI's taxonomy places the organism in Eukaryota, Metazoa, Arthropoda, Insecta, Diptera, Chironomidae. The record is from the annotation of a GenBank genome assembly.
AUUGAAGUUAAGCAUAUCUCCAAGUCAGAUAAUGAACUUUAAACUUUUAAUAACCUUUUAUUUUCUUAUUGGAAUUGUUUUUGGAUUCGACAAAGUUUCAAAAGAAGAAGAAGAUAAAAUUAUUGAAAAUUAUUUUCAAAAAUUUCCACUUGUACGAGCUCGUCGAUUUUCAAAGUUCAAUGAAGCCAAAGAAAAUAUUUUAAAGCAUUUUUAUGAAGCACAAGAACAUAAUGAAAAAUUCAGAAGGGGAGAUGAAACUUACGAAAUGGAACUAAAUGAGCUUUCAGCAUUGAGUGAUGAGAAUCUAGCAAAAACUAGAUUAGGAUUUAUUGAUCAGCCAAACAAUGAUCUACAAGAUGACAAUUCAACGAUCUUUUCGGAAAUUCAAAAUAAAUUCAGAAGUAAACGAGCAAAUAUUCCAGAAUAUUGGAAUUGGGCUGAUCAUGGAAUUGUCCAACCAGUUCAAGAUCAAGGAAGUUGUGGAAGUUGUUAUGCUUUUGCAGCCAUUGGAGUCAUUGAGUCAUCAAUGUGCAGAUUCCAUGGAGUUUGUGUUAAAUUGUCGGAACAAGAAGCUAUGGAAUGUACAAAUGGAUGCAGAGGAGGAUGGGAUACUUCAGUCUACAACUAUGCAAAUUCUCAUAAUGGAUGUACAGCUUCAACUUAUUACAGAUAUUUAGGAUAUGUCAAUAAUCAAUGUGACACACAAUCUAGACCUCGUACUCAAUUUUCAUCAACACAUCAAUUUAUAAUUUUACCAAAGAAUGCUGAAGAUAUUCGUCAAUUUUUGUACAACUAUGGUCCACUGUUUGUUGCUUUUGAUGUUUAUAAUAACUUAUUCUCAUAUUCGUCUGGAAUUGUCACAACAACAUCGGGAACUAGAGCUGGUGGUCAUGCUGUGUUACUCGUUGGAUAUGGAACUAGUAAUGACAUUCCAUACUGGAUUUUGAAAAAUUCAUGGGGCUCACGUUGGGGAGAAAAAGGAUACUUUCGAGUAAUACGGGGAAUAAACUUUGCAAGAAUAGAGAGCUGGAAGGUUUCAUUUGCAUGGACGAAAUAAACGUUUGCAGGGGCGUAGCCAGGGAGUGCUUGUGUGCCUGGGCAACCCCCUUCCCCUUGAGAUUGAAAUUUCAAACAUUUUUUUGGAAGUUUUAUAAAAAAAAACUUAUUUUCAACCGUUAAAUCGCAGUUAAUUAACAGAAGCUUACUAGUUUGAAGCAAGAACAAUAAAAUUAGCUUUUAAUAAUCAAAGAGAGAAGGUUUUAUUGAUUUUUGGAUAUAAAAUUUUUUUUGGACCCCCCAAAAUUGGGAUUGGAUUGGAUUAUAUUGGA